This is a messenger RNA of Sparassis crispa, 1389 nucleotides long. Its product is annotated as thiolase-like protein. The coding region runs from base 1 to 1389 and encodes 462 amino acids. Gene Ontology annotation, molecular function: acyltransferase activity, transferring groups other than amino-acyl groups. Lineage: Eukaryota; Fungi; Basidiomycota; Agaricomycetes; Polyporales; Sparassidaceae. The record is from RefSeq and is a predicted model, not a curated record. The transcript has 12 exons.
AUGUCAUUCGGGGGACGAAGAUCAUUCAUAGUUGGGGCAGGAUGUACCGCGUUUAUAAAGCCCAGAGGCACAAGAACGACAGAGGAUAUGGGUUUAGAAGCCGGAACGAAGGCGUUGCUGGACGCAGGCAUCACUUAUGACGCAGUUGAGGCCGCCUUCGUCGGUUAUUGUUAUGGUGACUCUACCAGCGGACAAAGAGCACUCUAUAACCUUGGCAUGACCGGCAUCCCCAUCACCAACGUCAACAAUAACUGUUCUACGGGAAGCGUUGCCCUCUACCAUGCAAACAAUUUGGUGAAGUCAGGUCUGGCGAACUGUGUUCUCGCUCUUGGUUUUGAACGCAUGGCGCGAGGGAGCCUUGGGACUCACUUCCCGGACAGACCGUCUCCAUUGAAGCUGUUGAAUGAGAGGACACAGGAACUCGAGGAGGACCUCAGCAGCGGCGCGAAUUUCGGACCUGAUGCACCAAGGAUGUUUGCCAAUGGCGCUCAAGAAUACUUCGACAAGUAUGGCGGAACUAUUGAACAUCUUGCCCAAAUUGCGUCCAAAAACCACAAGCACUCUCUCAACAAUCCUUAUUCACAAUUUCGUGAUGGUUGGACGGUAGAACAGGUCUUGGCCGCUCCGAAAAUAUGCAGCCAGUUAACGAAAUUCAUGUGCAGCCCGACAUCGGACGGUGCUGCAUGCUGCAUUGUCGCCUCGGAGGACUUUGUUCUUUCUCAUGGCCUGGAAAAUCAAGCGAUAGAGAUUGUGGCGCAGGCUCUGACAACUGAUGAACCUGCAACAUUCGAAAGCAGGAGUGCCAUGGAAGUCGUUGGCUAUGGUAUGACCAAAAGUUGUGCCAAUCAAGUCUUUGCGGCGGCAGGUUUCAACGAGGGCGAAGGAAGAGAGCAGGUUGGAGUUGUAGAACUUCAUGAUUGUUUCGCGGCCAACGAGCUCAUAACAUACGACGCACUGGGACUGUGUGCUCCAGGCGAGGCGCACAAGCUUGUUGAGCGCGGGGACAAUACUUUUGGUGGCAAGUUCGUCGUCAACCCUAGCGGGGGCCUGGAAGCGAAAGGUCACCCUUUGGGCGCUACGGGACUAGGAAUGCAUUUCUAUAUAACCAUGCAAUUGCGCGAAUGGGCAGGCCCGAUGCAGGCUCCAGGCCUUUUCGAUACAGCUGAUAAGCGGGGCAAGUACGGCAUGGUGCACAACAUCGGUCUUGGUGGCGCGGUGGUUUGCAGUCUUCUUCGUCGCCCUGAAUUCUUCAAGGCUGGCGGGAAGGAUGGAAGAGACAGGCUCGGAUACAACCAUGCGUAUGAGUGCAGGCCCGUCACCAUGGCGGAUGUGGAUCAAGUCAAAUCCCGGAAAUUCUCUCCAUAUGUCCUGCGACAAGCCAGGUUGUGA